UCAGUAUGUAACAAAAAAGGUCCAAUACGAAUUCGGCAUGAGGAAUAUUAAUACAGUGCUGCCUUGCGAGUGAACUAAUAAACUGUCAUAAAACAUCACCAAACCAAACAAAAAAUCCCUACAGAAGAAGAGUGAUUUGAAGUCGUAGUCCAGUGUUUUAAUGACCGGCAGAAACUCCAUUUCCCACAGUUCCAGGCGACUUAAGUAGGUCGAAGGUAAACUGUCAUGUCCGCUGUGUUGGUAACUUUAGCAAGUUCCUCAGGUGGUCUACGUUACAGUGAAUGCUGGUGGCAUGCUGCUGAAAGAGAGCAGACUGUGUGUUUGAAACACGGUCAUUUCAUGAGCGACGCAAAUCCUGCGCUGGAUUGCUGUGGAGGCUUGAAUAGCGUGGAUUACAGUCAGAUGGACAUGUCCGUGUUGGCAGAGCUGUGGAGGUUAAUAGACCUGCCGGAGCCCCGGUUCUGCGUGGCUGUUAUUGCCAUCAUCUUCAAUCCGUUCUUCUGGAAUGUGGUGGCCAGAUGGGAGCACAGGACCAGAGGUCUGACCCGUCUGUUCGGAGGUCCAUACGUGGCCUGUUAUGCCCUCGCUGGGCUCAUCCUUCUCCUCAAUGUUUACCGCAGUCACAGUAUUACAGUGGCCAUGAAGGCUCACCCUCGCUGGGAGCCGCUGGAUAACGCACAUGUGUACUAUGCAGGAGCAGCUCUCAUGGCGCUGGGAUCGGUGUUUGUGAUCAGCAGCUUCAUGGCUCUGGGCGUCACUGGCACUUUCCUGGGGGACUAUUUUGGCAUCCUGAUGGAUCAGAAGGUGACUGGUUUCCCCUUUAAUGUGAUGGAGAACCCCAUGUACUGGGGCAGCACUGCCAACUACCUGGGCCUGGGCUUAAUGAACGCCAGUCCUGUCGGAGUGAUCCUGACCGCAGUGGUCGGCUUGUCCUAUAAAGUAGCGAUUGCAUAUGAAGGACCGUUCACUGAGGAGAUCUACCGGCGGAGGAGCCAGCGCUGCAAGCACAAGUAAAGCCGCUCAGAUUCCUGAUCCUCUGGGAUGGGAAACUGUGGAUGGAGAUGAUUUCAGAUGUAAACGCCUGCAGCAUUUAAACUACUAUGUCUGAUUAAUCUGUAUAAUAUACUGACGGUAUAAAGAGAGUUAAAGAGCACAGCUGCAAAUUGCACAUUGAUGUUUAACACUUUUACCGCAAUAUUGAAUGCAAACUGUGAAUGCAAUGACAAUCUUCAGCUGUAGCAAUCCAAUAUCCAGUAUUGGUAAUCUGUAGUUUGCUCAUAUAUCAUAACCAUAAAAGAUGUGAUUGUUUUUAUUU
Messenger RNA from Sinocyclocheilus grahami, 1315 nucleotides. It is a transcript of the gene pemt, whose product is annotated as phosphatidylethanolamine N-methyltransferase. Gene Ontology annotation, biological process: phosphatidylcholine biosynthetic process. NCBI's taxonomy places the organism in Eukaryota, Metazoa, Chordata, Actinopteri, Cypriniformes, Cyprinidae. The coding region runs from base 226 to 1014 and encodes 262 amino acids. Gene Ontology annotation, molecular function: phosphatidylethanolamine N-methyltransferase activity. The transcript is spliced from 7 exons. The record is from RefSeq and is a predicted model, not a curated record.